This is a messenger RNA of Saccostrea cuccullata (small rock oyster), 1020 nucleotides long. RefSeq names its product M-phase inducer phosphatase-like. The record is from RefSeq and is a predicted model, not a curated record. NCBI's taxonomy places the organism in Eukaryota, Metazoa, Mollusca, Bivalvia, Ostreida, Ostreidae. Bases 1 to 1005 code for a protein of 334 amino acids. Gene Ontology annotation, cellular component: nucleus; cytoplasm. Gene Ontology annotation, molecular function: protein tyrosine phosphatase activity. Gene Ontology annotation, biological process: positive regulation of G2/M transition of mitotic cell cycle; protein dephosphorylation; positive regulation of G2/MI transition of meiotic cell cycle. The transcript has 7 exons.
AUGAUGCAGUCUUUGAGGGAUGCCUCUUUUGAAUGCAGUCCUGUUUCUCCUCUCACAAAGCAGCUAAUGUCGACUCUCCGCUUUGACACCGUGGAGGAUGAGUUAUCGUCCGUGAUAACUCCUAAACGAACAACAGACUCUAAAGUUGUUAGAAAAAUUUCGAUGGUACCUCACAUUCAUGAAGAGAAGCUUAUAGAGAGUUCUGAAGGUUUUGAAAUUAGAAGAAGAAGCACCGGUUUGCAGCGUUUUGCCACCUUUGAAAGCAGACGGUCCUUGUUUAGCAACAAGAGAGAAAGACCUGAAAAUGCACAAUGCCAGAAAAGUAAAAGAGCGAGGCAUUCCACCGGAAAACAAUGUCAAGAAUUCACGAAUGAUCAAAAAGCCUUGUUCCAAAUCGUCGAUGCCAUGGAGGCCGUUUUGGAGAAAGACGGAAUUACAGGCGACGGACAAACAACGCUGGGACUCCCAACCAUUCCAGGAAAACACCCAGAUCUGAACAACAUCUCUGCAGAGACUUUAGGCGAACUAAUGAAAGGCAAAUAUGCGGAUACUAUCGGGAGUUUUCGUAUUAUUGACAGUCGCUACCCAUACGAGUUCGACGGAGGUCAUAUUGAGGGUGCCGAAAAUAUAUACACGGAAGAGGGUAUUCUUGAUUUGCUUCAUUCCUGCAACAAAAACAACACUGACAGCGAUAAGCGCAAUAUUCUCAUCUUUCACUGCGAAUUUUCUUCAGAGAGAGGCCCCAAGAAAUGCCGACUUCUCAGAAACAAAGACAGGGAGCUAAAUAAAGAGAACUAUCCAUUCCUUAAAUUCCCAGAAAUCUAUCUUCUGCACAAUGGAUACAAAGAGUUUUAUGCAACUAACAAGACAUUCUGUGAGCCUCAAAGCUACAAGCCUAUGCUGCAUAAAGAUCACUCAAACGACCUCAAAUUUUUCCGUCAGAAAUCCAAAUCCUGGUCUGCAGGCGAAAAAAAGAAAUACGCACGUCAGUUUCUCAGAUUAUAAAAAGCCAAGCGAAUU